AUGAUGCUGGCAGGUAUAAUUUUAUCUUCUCUCUUCAUGAUCAAUGGUGGACGUGCUAAGCGUAUAAAAGAAUACGUGCAAGAGAUAGCAGAAAUAUGUCCCAAUGCAAAUUCAGGCAACUUUACGGUUCAGUUUCCAGGACCUCUGAAUUAUUCCAUGAGCAGUAAUCUCAUUAAAUUGCAUGGGAACUUCACCAUUACUGAAACCAUCCAAGAACCACUGGAGUUGAUAAUUCUAAUCGAUCGAUGUGCGUUAGACAUGAAAACAUGUGAGGAGCACAAUAAGCUCACCUUUACGAACCUAUGUCGACAUGUCAACGACGAAAAGGACGUGGUGGCUAAAUUUUUCAAAAACGUGGAUCCAAUUGUACGCUGUCCAAUCAAACCGGGAAUCUACAAGUUCAAAAACGCUGUCUUUGAUCUGUCUUUCACCCUUCCUCUCCCGAUGGAAGGGUACCGCUGGCAGGCCAAGUUGAAGCUCUAUUCGAGGAUCAGACCGAAGAGGGAACUUUUUUGCGUUUCUUCGCUUAGUUCCAUGCAUUGGGUUAACAAACCGUGAAAAGUGUCAGCGGAUUCCUGUCUGUGAUAAAGUUGCGUUGCGGUUACGUUAUAGAAUGAAAUA
Messenger RNA from Aedes albopictus (Asian tiger mosquito), 621 nucleotides. RefSeq lists its product as uncharacterized. The transcript is spliced from 3 exons. NCBI's taxonomy places the organism in Eukaryota, Metazoa, Arthropoda, Insecta, Diptera, Culicidae. The record is from RefSeq and is a predicted model, not a curated record. Bases 1 to 558 code for a protein of 185 amino acids.